Messenger RNA from Microplitis mediator, 875 nucleotides. RefSeq lists its product as uncharacterized. The coding region runs from base 63 to 875 and encodes 270 amino acids. The record is from RefSeq and is a predicted model, not a curated record. Lineage: Eukaryota; Metazoa; Arthropoda; Insecta; Hymenoptera; Braconidae. The transcript is spliced from 4 exons.
UAGAUGGUCUCCUGAAUAUAAUUAAAGACGACAUCGUUCAAUGGGACCGAUUGGACAACGGAAUGGAUGUUGGCAGAAACCGACGACAUCGGCAGCACCAUUUUGAUAUGUACAUUCAUCGUAUUCAAGAACCACUGGAAAGUAGACGGUACUCAAUGGCGGAGUUUUUGGAGAUGGCGGUGGUAAGGCGGAUAGAAGUUCGAUUUCAAUUGGACACUGCUGUUAACAGGCAACAAUAUUUAAAUGAUGAAUUGAUGAUGGAUGAAGAAGUCCAAUUAAAUCACAUACAAAACAACCAAGGUGGAGCUAGACCGGAUGAGUUGCUACCAGUUGCGGUAGCUCUUGACAAUCAAGAAUUUGUUGCUGCAGAUGUUCAUCAUCAAUUACCAGAUGCAGCAGCCCCUGAAGAUGCAGUACCUGUUGCAGCGGGCCUUCGAAUCGAAUUACUAGAUGCAGCAGCCCCUGAAGAUGCAGUACCUGUUGCAGCAGGCCUUCGAAACAAAUUACUAGCUGCAAUAGCUCCUAAUGAAGCACUUGCUGCAGAAGAACUAACAAAUAAUAUAAAUUAUUAUGAAAAUGAAGUUCUCACGGAGGAGGAGCCUGAAGAACAAGCGUGGAUUCAAGCAUUCACUCAAGGUAUGAUUUUCCAAGAUCAACCAGCACCAGAAGGUACUGACCCUUACCGUUUGUGUUUGGAAAAUAAAACCAAAGUUAUCUUUUGCCCCUGUGGACAUCUGAGUUUAUGCCUGGAGUGCAGGUAUAAAUUUGAAGCAUCAAUUCAAAGAAGGAAUUUACUACCAAUGAACAACGCGCCGUUAAUUUGUUUUAUAUGUCAGGCAGAAUCUUUCAUCUAUAGCAUUGAUGGAAAUUUAUGA